This is a messenger RNA of Centruroides sculpturatus (bark scorpion), 476 nucleotides long. RefSeq names its product venom protein 302-like. Gene Ontology annotation, cellular component: extracellular region. The record is from RefSeq and is a predicted model, not a curated record. The transcript is spliced from 4 exons. Bases 50 to 358 code for a protein of 102 amino acids. Gene Ontology annotation, biological process: regulation of cell growth; regulation of signal transduction. Gene Ontology annotation, molecular function: insulin-like growth factor binding. NCBI's taxonomy places the organism in Eukaryota, Metazoa, Arthropoda, Arachnida, Scorpiones, Buthidae.
UUAUCUGCUCUUUCCAAUUUCAUUUCUACAUAACGAAAUAUACCUCAAAAUGAAAUCUUCAAUUCUCUGCUCUUUUCUAGUCAUUUGUAUAGCAGCAGCAUAUGCUCUGGAUUGUCCUUCUUGCGACAAAUCGCUAUGCAAGCCACACGGCAGAUGCCCAGCUGGAAUAGUAAAAGACGUAUGUGCAUGUUGUGAAGUCUGUGCCAAACGUAUAGGAGAAGAGUGUGGAGGUCCUUGGAACGUAUUCGGGAUAUGUGGUCACAGCUCCGUUUGUGCCAAACCUCCUCCUCCUCCAGAAGUCGAUAAUAAACAAGUAUGGUAUUUUAAUCAGAAAGGAAUUUGCUCUCCCCUUGUUUAAUUUAUUAACAAUAUAGAUAGAGUGAAAUCCACAUUACUCUGUUUACUUUGCUAAUAAAUUGCGUUUAGAAAACUUCAUGUAUCAGUUGUUCUUAAUAAAAUUUCUAUCUGCUACAUAA